Crotalus tigris (Tiger rattlesnake) is the source of this 2312-nucleotide messenger RNA. It is a transcript of the gene TBR1, whose product is annotated as T-box brain transcription factor 1. Lineage: Eukaryota; Metazoa; Chordata; Lepidosauria; Squamata; Viperidae. The record is from RefSeq and is a predicted model, not a curated record. Gene Ontology annotation, cellular component: nucleus. Gene Ontology annotation, biological process: regulation of neuron projection development; commitment of neuronal cell to specific neuron type in forebrain; regulation of transcription by RNA polymerase II. Bases 1 to 2280 code for a protein of 759 amino acids. Gene Ontology annotation, molecular function: RNA polymerase II cis-regulatory region sequence-specific DNA binding; DNA-binding transcription factor activity, RNA polymerase II-specific. The transcript has 7 exons.
AUGCAGCUGGAGCAUUGUCUGUCGCCUCCGUCGAUGAUGCUCUCCAAGAAAUUUCUCCAUGUGAGCGCUGGCGGCAGCGGCGGCGGCAGCGCUUACCCGCCUGCCGCGGGCGGAUCCGAGCUUGUCUUGCACGAGCACCACCACCCGCACCCCCAUCACCAUCCGGCUGCCGCCGCCGCCCUCCUUUCGGCGAGCGCUGACAACCUGGAGAGAAGUUCACCUCUGAAAAAACUCGCCAGGGGGGGGAUGACGAAUCAGGCCGAGGCAGACAAUUUCCCUGACUCCAAAGACCCGCCAGGGGACCAGCAGCGCGCCAAACUCUCGCCUGUCGUCUUGGACGGCGGCGGCGGCCAGGAGCAGCUCCGUCCAACCUUCGAUGGAGCGGCGGCGGCUGCGGCAGCGGCAGCAGCAGCAGCAGCAGCGGCGGCCGCAGCCGCGGCGGAUCGAUACUUGCUCUCCUCGCCAGCCUCCUCCGGCCAACCCCCGGCCGCUGUCUCGGCUCCCCCGGCCGCCGCCGCCGCUACCAUGUUCCCCUACCCGGGUCAGCACAACCACGCGGCCGCCUUCUCGCUCGCCAGCCCCAGCCGCUACAUGGCGCACCACCCGGUCAUCGCCAACGGAGCAUACAACAGCCUGCUCUCCAACUCCGCGGCGCCUCAAGGCUACCCGGCUGCCGGCUACCCUUACCCGCAGCAGUACGGUCAUUCCUACCAAGGCUCGCCUUUCUAUCAGUUCCCCUCAGCCCAGGCCGGCCUCGUCCCCGGCAAGGCACAGGUCUACCUAUGCAACAGGCCGCUCUGGCUGAAGUUCCACCGGCACCAGACCGAGAUGAUCAUUACCAAGCAAGGCAGGCGAAUGUUCCCUUUCUUAAGUUUUAACAUCUCGGGUCUGGAUCCCACGGCUCACUACAACAUUUUUGUGGAUGUCAUCCUGGCCGACCCAAACCACUGGCGGUUCCAAGGCGGCAAAUGGGUGCCUUGUGGCAAAGCGGAUACCAACGUGCAAGGAAACCGCGUCUACAUGCACCCGGACUCGCCCAACACAGGAGCCCAUUGGAUGCGCCAAGAAAUCUCCUUCGGGAAACUGAAACUGACCAACAAUAAAGGGGCGUCCAACAACAAUGGGCAGAUGGUGGUCCUGCAGUCCCUCCACAAAUAUCAGCCUCGCCUGCACGUGGUGGAAGUGAACGAAGACGGCACCGAGGACACCAGCCAGCCGGGUCGGGUUCAGACCUUCACUUUCCCGGAGACGCAGUUCAUCGCCGUCACUGCCUACCAGAACACCGAUAUCACACAGCUGAAGAUCGAUCACAACCCCUUCGCAAAAGGCUUCAGAGACAACUACGACACGAUCUACACGGGCUGCGAUAUGGACCGCUUGACCCCGUCGCCCAAUGACUCUCCCCGCUCUCAGAUCGUGCCGGGGGCUCGUUAUGCAAUGGCGGCCGCCGCGGCGGGCUCCUUCCUGCAGGACCAGUUCGUCAGCAACUACGCCAAAUCCCGCGGCUUCCAUCACCACCAUCACCCGGGAGCGGGCGCCGGAGGCGGUGUGGGACCCGGAGGACCCAUGCCGGAGCGAGGCGUGCCUCACCCUAACGGGCUGCUCUCUCCACAGCAAGCCGAAGAGCCCGCCGCGCCUUCGCCCCAGCGCUGGUUCGUCACGCCCGCCAAUAAUAGGCUGGACUUCGCGGCCGCCUCAGCCUACGACCCCGCCGGAGAUUUGGCGGGAAACGCAGCCACGCUAUUAUCUUACGCGGCCGCCGGCGUUAAGGCUCUGCCGCUGCAGGCUGCUGGCUGCACCGCUCGCCCGCUCGGCUACUAUCCGGACCCCUCGGGCUGGGGGGCACGCAGCCCGCCCCAGUAUUGCGCCAAAUCCUUGUCGUGCUGGCCUAACAGCAGCGGUGCCCGCGCUGGAGGAAACCCCUAUUUGCCCGCCGGGGCUGGCGGCGGGGAGGAGCCCGACAGCCUGGCGCCCCCUGAGCGCUCCCCUUUGGUGGCGCCGCCGCCGCCGCCCGCUGCCGGGCCGCCUGCCGAGGACUCGAAGCCCCCUAAGGACUUGUCCGACUCCAGCUGGAUCGAGACUCCCUCGUCCAUCAAGUCCAUCGAUUCCACCGACUCUGGGAUUUACGAGCAGGCCAAGCGCCGGCGGCUUUCUCCGGUGGGUACCCCGGCCUCAGAGAGCUCUUCGCCCCUCAAGAGCGAGCCCGCCUUGGCCCCCAGGGACUGCGACAAGACCUGCGCCAAGGACAUCGGCUACUACGGCUUCUACACGCACAGCUAGAGAGAUGCCUUUGGCCACGCCCCCUCCCGCCC